Molecule: messenger RNA, 8093 nt
Organism: Rhineura floridana
Lineage: Eukaryota; Metazoa; Chordata; Lepidosauria; Squamata; Rhineuridae
Gene: HIPK3
Product: homeodomain interacting protein kinase 3
Exons: 16
Coding region: 689-4264 (1191 amino acids)
Biological process (GO): peptidyl-serine phosphorylation; peptidyl-threonine phosphorylation
Cellular component (GO): cytoplasm; nucleus; PML body
Molecular function (GO): ATP binding; protein serine/threonine kinase activity; protein tyrosine kinase activity
Source: RefSeq, a predicted model, not a curated record
GACUGGGAGGAGGAAGGCAAAUCGAGUGACCGACAGACCCUCCCUUCCCUCUGUGUGGGUCGGGCGCAGCUGAUUCGCUUGUCGUCCCCUCCCCAACAGUAUGUUUUGGGAGUUGCUGUGAACAAAAUUGAGGGGCUGAACAAGAUUUAAAAAAACACACCAAGCCUAGGGGGCUUUGUAACACCUCUCCAACCCCAAAUUCCAGUCUUUCCCUUGGAUGCCCUCCUCAAUACCCUUGUCUUCGACAUAAGGAACUAGAAGCGCCCUGAUCCUUGGCUGUAGGGCUAAUCCUGGAGGAUCUGUUUGGAAAAGCGAGGUAGAUUAGGUAUUCUCGUCGCCAACUGCUCCCUUUCUGGAAUAAGGGUUUGUUUUGCUUUUUUCCAGGAGUGGAAAAGAGAACCCGACCCUUAGGCAUGUUUUCUCGGAAGUAGUCCCUUUUGGGACUUACUUCCAAAGAAUUGUGCGUGGAUUGCAGCCUGAAGGGGACUGACUAUAAUUCCUGGGUCUUACUCGCCGUUAGAGACUGAGGGCUAUAAAAAGCCUGCCUUCUCUAUCAGGUCUGAGCGCUGGGAUAUAAGAAAUAAUGGGAGAGUAUCUGCGAGCAUGUGCAAACUACUCCUUAAGUUAUGAAUCGAACAACCACAACCGAUCUCCGUGCAUCUGCGACUAGGAGGAGAGGUUGCAAGGUAUGGCCUCACAAGUCUUGGUCUAUCCACCAUAUGUUUAUCAAACUCAGUCAAGUGCCUUUUGUAGUGUAAAGAAACUAAAAGUGGAACCAAGUAGUUGUGUGUACCAUGAAAGAAUCUACCCACGGAUCUACGUGAAUGAUAAAUUUUUUGGAAUUGCUCAGACUCCCAGCAGAGUUGGUACUUUGUUGCAGGCUACCAGCCUAUUUGACAGACCUCAAAGAGAGACUUUUUUGUUGCAGACGAGCGCUGUUGCUUUAAAAAAUAUUGCAGGUGCUACAAAGAUAUUAGCAGUGCGGGCACAGCAACCUCAAGUGGAAGCACCUUGGACUGAGAUUCAGGAAAGUGGCUUAAACGUCUUGGACCGCCCCCAGCGAUGUGGACUGAAGCGUAAGAGUGAAGAGCUGGAGAAUCAAAGUGGCGCAAUGCAGAUUGUUGAUGAACUGCCUAUGUUGCCUGCAAUGUUGCAAACAAACUUGGGAAACCCAAUGACGGUUGUGACCGCUACUGCAACUUCAAAACCAAGUGGUACCAAUGGCGAUGGAGAUUAUCAAUUAGUGCAUCAUGAGAUGUUAUGCUCUGUGAAAAAUACUUAUGAGGUUCUUGAUUUCCUUGGGCGAGGGACUUUUGGACAAGUAGUAAAAUGCUGGAAAAGAGGGACAAAUGAAAUAGUGGCAAUCAAAAUUCUAAAGAACCAUCCAUCUUAUGCACGCCAAGGACAAAUAGAAGUGAGCAUAUUAGCAAGACUGAGUACUGAGAAUGCUGAUGAGUUUAACUUUGUGAGAGCGUAUGAGUGCUUUCAGCAUUGUAACCAUACUUGCUUAGUUUUUGAGAUGUUGGAACAGAAUUUAUAUGACUUUCUGAAGCAAAAUAAAUUUAGUCCCCUUCGGCUAAAAGUAAUACGGCCUAUUCUGCAACAGGUGGCCACUGCACUGAAAAAACUAAAAAGUCUUGGUUUAAUACAUGCUGACCUCAAGCCAGAAAAUAUUAUGUUGGUGGAUCCUGCCCGGCAGCCAUACAGAGUUAAGGUAAUAGACUUCGGGUCUGCUAGCCACGUGUCAAAGACUGUCUGUUCAACAUAUUUGCAGUCUCGGUACUACAGAGCACCAGAAAUCAUAUUAGGUUUGCCGUUUUGUGAAGCCAUAGACAUGUGGUCACUGGGCUGUGUUAUCGCUGAACUGUUCCUUGGAUGGCCACUGUAUCCAGGAGCCCUCGAAUAUGACCAGAUUCGUUACAUUUCACAGACACAAGGCUUGCCUCCAGAGCAAUUGUUGAACAUUGGAACAAAGACCACACGAUUUUUCUGUAAAGAAACAAGUGCACCAUAUUCUAGUUGGAGAUUGAAGACACUGGAAGAACAUGAAGGAGAGACAGGGAUGAAAUCUAAAGAGGCCCGAAAGUACAUUUUCAGCAGUUUGGAUGAUAUAGUGAAUGUGAACAUGGUGAUGGAUUUAGAAGGAAGUGACCUGUUGGCAGAGAAAGCAGACAGAAGAGAGUUUGUCAGCCUGUUGAAGAAAAUGCUGUUGAUAGAUGCUGACUUAAGAAUCACUCCAGUUGACACACUGAACCAUCCUUUUGUUACCAUGAAGCACCUCCUUGAUUUUCCUCAUAGCAACCAAGUAAAAUCCUGCUUUCAUAUCAUGGACAUUUGCAAGUACCGAACAAAUUCGUAUGAUACAAAUAAUCGCAAUAAAACAAUGCAUCUAAGACCAAUUGCUUCAGGCAAUGCACCAAGUCUGCCUGCUAAUUUUGCCAAGAUUGCUGCAGUACAAAGUCAGGCAUUAGCUGCAUCUGCCCAUUCAGUUAUGCACCAUGGAAUACCACUACAGACAGGAACUGCUCAGUAUGGUUGCAAUGAUGCUUUUCAUCAAACAUUAAUUAUAUGCCCCCCUACUAUCCAAGGAGUUCCUGGUAAUCAUGGGAAGCCCAAUGGUUAUUCUGUCAGAGUAGAUAAUGCAGUGCCAUUGGUCACGCAGGCCCCAACCCUACAGCCUCUCCAGAUAAGAGGAGUCCUUUCUCAGACAUGGUCUAACAGAACUCAGCAAAUAUUGCUUCCAGCAUGGCAACAAGUAACUCCUGUGGCUCCUACAACACUAGCUUCUGAUACUGUGGCUGGCCCACAGAGACUUGGAGACUGGGGGAAGUUGAUUCCGCAUGGCAACCAUUACAACUCGAUGAUGACACAGUCUCUCUUAACAAAUCAAAUAACCUUAUCUGCUCCUCAGCCUAUCAGUGUGGGCAUUGCACAUGUAGUCUGGCCUCAGCCCACGCCUACCAAGAGAAAUAAAGUGGGCCAGAACAGGAGUAAUUUGUUACAAAAUACCAAUAUCCAAAAUUCAGCAUUUGUGUCUCCAAAGAUAAUUAAUGGAAAAGUUGGUGACAAACUCAGCUGUGUAGAAACACAGGACAAUCGUAACUCAGCCAUUCAGAAAAGCAAUUGUUGCAAACCAUUGAUCAGGCAGGACCCUGAUUCAUCUGUUUCAAACAAACAACGCCAGGCUAUCAUUAUUGCAGAUUCCCCAAGUCCAGCAGUCAGUGUGAUUACCAUCAGCAGUGACACUGAUGAUGAAGAUGUGGCACAAAGACAUUCUCUUGCAGAAUGUAAAGGUAGCUUAGAUUGUGAAGCUUGCCAGAGUACGCUAAAUAUUGACCGUGUGUGUUCGUUAAGCAGUCCUGACAGCACUUUGAGCACUAGCUCUUCCGGACAAUCCAGUCCAUCCCCCUGCAAAAGACCCAACAGUAUGUCAGAUGAUGAACAAGAAAGCGGCUGUGAUACUGUGGAUGGUUCUCCCAGUUCAGACUCUUCUGGUCACGACAGCCCAUUCCUAGAAAAUAGUUUUGCAGAAGACGCCAAUGAAAACCCAGAAACAAGAACCUCAGCUAACUUGGAAGCUAAACCAGCUGUCUGUACUGUGAUGGUGCCACCAAUGAGGGUAGAGAACAGGUUAAAUGUAGAUGAGCAAAUGACAAAUGCAGUUACCCCCUGUCAACCACUGGUAAAACGCCGAUCUGCCCGCAUAAAAACAAACCAUCCUUCUGGCUUGGGCAAUCGUCAACGAAAACUGAUAUCAGCAUUCCAUCAGCAGCAGUCAAACCUUAGUCAGGUUCAACACUUUGGAUCUGGGUCUCAGGAGUGGAAUGGAAACUGUGGUCAUUGGAGACAGCAGACAUAUAUCCCAGCUAAUGUUGCCAGUCAUGCAUUUUCCCUUCAACAUGGAAGCCCCACUCAUACCUCAGUUCACGCACAUUUGGCUGGAAGUACACAUCUUGGAGGACAGCCUGCUAUUCUACCUUAUCCUUCAUCUGCACCCCUCAGUACUGCUGCUCCUGUUGCCCACAUCCUAGCCUCACCAUGUACCUCAAGACCGAUCUUACAGCAUCCCACUUACAGUUUCUCCCAUCACAGUGGCAUAGUUCACCAGGUCCCAGUGGGCAUAAAUCCCCGACUGCUACCUUCUCCAACCAUCCAUCAGACUCAGUACAAACCAAUUUUCCCACCACAUUCUUACAUUGCAUCACCUGCUUAUACAGGAUUUCCAUUGAGUCCAACAAAACUCAGCCAGUAUCCAUUUAUGUGAGAACUCAAGUAUGCGGACAAAGCUCAGUGAUACAUACAUGUGGUUUGAGAGGAAAACAUGGUAUUUAAUAAAUAUUAGCCAUGGCACAACAAAAAAUUAUUUUUUUUAAUCUUGUUAGACUUGGGUGCAAUUUAAACAACCUUGAGCUUUAACUCACUUUUAAUGUGUUUUUGCACAUUUGGUAUAAAUUUGUCUUUCGUCAUGUUAUCUUCUUAUAGAGUAACUCCAGACAGGUGACUUAUGGGAGCAGGAAUCCAGUUUUGCUCCUACUAUUUUUUAUAAAAUUGCCUUCUAACUAGUGCGAGACGCAUCUACAUUUGGGAAGCCAUUGUGUGUACAGAUUUAGAGCAACAGAUGCACAUGUGUCAUCAGUAUCAUGUAUGAAUAACUUGUUUGUAUUAUGUAUCUUGAUGUUCAGUGUCAAGUCACUUAUCUAAAAAGGUUGAGCUGUUCUUCACAUUGCAUGUGUCCUUUGCAUGGGCAAAAACAAAGUUGCCUAGAAAUUUGCUCUUAAAUGUUGGUGUCCUAAUAAUCUCAGCUGCAUUGUGAACUGUUCCCACACAUAGUGCCUUAAAUAUUUGAGGUUGUUAAUGUUACUAUAUUAUAAAUGUUGAGGACUACAGCACUUAACAUUCAGUUUUGCUGAUUAUUUGAUAGAGUUAUGCGCUCUCUUUUUUUAUUUGUGUGUGGUAUGAUUUUGGUAUUGGUUGUGAUUUCUUUAUCUAACGGACAGCAUGUUUUGCUGUAGCUGAAUUCUGCUGUCUGAUAUUUCCCCCCAAGAAUGAUCAGCUUCAUGGAAAGCAUUUUGUAGUGCUUAGGAAAAGGUGAUUCAGUAGCUGUUAAAUAAAAAAUGGUGUUUUAUACUGUUCAGUGGAACUGCAAUACAAUCGAAGUAGUUUAUUUUUGAAGUGUUUAUGUCCAAUUGGGUUUAAUAACCUGUUUAGAGGUGCAGUAGGCAUGACCUGGCUAGAUUAUGAAAGAAAAAAAGCAAAAUGCUCAUUGAUUCAUGCUGUGGUUUCAUCUUAGCUUGAGCAAACCAUGCAGUAUUUAAUAAAUAGUAGCAGAAUAUUUACUAUUGAAGCUUGAAAAGAUGUGAGUACUUUGUGUGCAAUUUUUCAUUUAUGCAUGGGAGAGAUGUUAGCCUUUUUACAUUCUGGUAUUUGUUCUAGCCUUUUGGGGUAUUUUCUUAUUUAAUACAUUCCGUCAGGGACAAUAAUUACAUGCAUUUUUUUCUUAGGAAGUGCAUCUUUUCUGUGUGUUCUUGUUCAAAUAAAAUUGCUUUUGCAGCACCAAAGACUUAAUCAUCCUUUUCCUAUAAAAGGUAGCUACUUUUUCAUAGACCUCGUGUAGUGUUAGGGAUGGGUUUAAAGGAGGGUAUUAAAGUGAGAUUGUAUUCUAGCUCUUGAGGCAAAUAAUAAAUUGUAUCAUUUAUCUUGAAUGUAUCAUAGAUAAGCUGCUAUGUAAUGAUUGCCACUUCAAAUAGCUGUGAAAUUAGGUGAUUUAACUAGUUCUUAGCAUUCUAAUUUCUGUAUAAGUCUAAUUACAUGAAAUGGAAGUAUGGCGUUGAUUUUGUUUUUGUUUGCUUUCAUGUUUGGAGUGUUGUAACUACUAUAUUGUAAAUGAUGGAAGACAAUUGCAUAUGUUAUUUUGGGGUGUGUUACUUGCAUCAGUAUUUUAUCUCCAUUAACGAUCAUUGCAUAUAAAUGGGUGUAUCCAUGUAAUUUAAUUUUAUGUGUUCAUAUUGACAUUGCAUAGACACUUAAGAAAACUAUCUUGGUGGCUUGACUUAACUUUUUUUUAUAUAAACAAAGUUUCUGGAAUACAGUUCUUGCAACAUAGACUGGAAUAGGAGUGCAAAGAGUUUCUCUCAAGCACAAUUCUAGGCAUGUUUACUUAAAUGUAAAUCCCAUUGAAUUCUGUGGGCCUUACUUCUAGGAAAAUGUGAGGAUUGCUGCCUCAGCAGCCUAACAGCUGACAGAGGUUUUUCUUUGCUCCAUUAACACAAGCAGUGUUUUAUUUAAUGAAUGUCUAAGUGAAAAAAUGUGCCUACAUUUAAUUUACUUUUCAGGACUCAAAUACAGCAGUAUUAGUUAUCAGAAACCAAAACCAGCAAUACAUUUUAAUGGCUGAGUAUGGAAAAAAAAACUCGUAACCUUUUCCUGCAACUCUUGGGCCACAAUCAGGGAACCUCAGUUCACCAUGGCCAGUGGGACUUUUUUUUAAAAAAAAAGUUUUAAAAAAGCAGACCCAGUAGUGUACAACAAAUCACUUAUAAAACUUUGAAAAGCUUAAAAUCAGUUUGUGAUAAUAGCAUGGAACACCUGCUGUUCAAAUAAAAAGAGUUAAAAAGUCCCGCAGAGUGCAAGCAAACUCUUGGGCAUACCUAGAGGGCAGUGUGCUGGGUUGUGGCUUCAGUGCUUUUUCAUAAACAAUUUUAUGCAUUUUGUAUGAAUACAAAUGUGUGUCCGUCUCUCUCUCUCUCUCUCUCUCUCUCUCCCUCUCAAAUGAAAACAAUAACUAUUUAAUCUGAAAUCUUUCCAGCAUAUUUUAAAGCAGAUGAAAUCAAGAAAUUAAUCAGAUUUUUAACAUUUAUUGGUUCAGCAAAUUCCUUUUCUUCUGUUAACCGCUUGGUGUUGAGAAUGGGUUUUCUUGGUGCUAUUUUCAUUGCUGGCAAUGGACUCAUCAGGAGCCAUAGCACCAGACAUUAGCUUACUUUUUCUAUAAUGAUCACCAUUUUUUUAAAAAAAACUCUUAAUUUACUUUGCAUUUUCUUGCUCUAAAGUAUUUGCUAUGCUUUUAAAUUGUGCUUGGGAUAUAAAGCUAAUGUACUUGGUACAUUAUACCAGGUUAAACAUGAAACCUAUCAAUAUACCCCAAAUGAAGUCUCUGGUUCCUAACAUAUUGUAAAAGAGCAAAUGUUUUUUACUUUUCAGAAGUGAUAAACAAGACCUGCCACAAUCAAUACUGAGUAUAAUGUGCUGCUUUACAGCAACUUCUGUAAUGAGCAUUGCAAUGAAGGAACAGACCUUUUGCUCUCUCUCAGGCUAUAAUCUACAAUUGCACUCUGAAGCAGUUCUGUUAACUCUGGUUGCAGUGGAUAAGUUUAGCUGGGGAAUAACUUAACAUGGUUGAUGCGGCUUUGGACGGCUAAGGAUCUGUCCAGAAAAGACAAGGGUGUAAAUCUGUGGUCAAAGUAAUCUGAUAUAUACAUCUUACUCUUUUAAUGCCUUUUAAAUAAAACACUGCAAAACAAUAAAAUCGCAUACUAUUUUUAAUUUGGAAAUUAAUUUUUAUAUGAAUCCCUUAUAUUCAGUUUUUAACUUUAAUUCAGGGUGUGUUAUUGAUCAAAUAUACUACUGUAUUAACUAAUUAUUUGGUUUGUAAUUUUUAAAUAUUCUGUAUUUACUGCUAAUUUUAACUUGGUUUGUGUUAAGUAAAAGCUAAAAUCACACUGCAAGCUGUAGAAAGAUUUGUUUUAGAACUAAUACAGAUUUGGUUACUAAGUUUGAACUGUUACAGUUUUAACAAUUAUUUGUAGACUUGUGGCUUUUUUGUUCUUGAUUUCUGUGCUACACUAGUUUGCCAUGUAGCAAUUGCACUGUGCAAUAUUACAAUAAGAGGACUGGGAAAAUUUUUAUGGAUGUAAUGUUUCCUACAGUUUGCGAUAGUAUUUCUCUCUAGUUCUCAGUGAUUUAAAUAUGACCAAGCCUUCUGUACUUUGUCACAAAAAGCGGGUUUUCCAGGUGACUAUUUUGGUGAGUGUCAAAAUAAGAAUUUAUGGUGUAUUACUGUCAAGAUUCACUUUGAAUUAAAAUAUAUAUUGCAGCAA